UUUGGCGGCUGCGCAUUGAGUUGUGGCCUGAAGCCCCUGGGUUAGCUUGUACUGGGAGGAGAAGGAAUAAACCAUGUCUUCUGCUGUGAUUGCCAAGCCUGUGAUGCAAGGCCUAUUGGCCAAACGUCUACGAUUUCACUUGGCUGUGGCUUUUACUUUAGCUUUUGCAGCAGCUGGUACCUUCAAGUUUGUAGUAGGUGAUUCCAGGAAAAAAGCAUAUGCUGACUUCUAUAAGAAGUAUGAUUCAAUGAAGGCUUUUGAGGCCAUGAGGGAUGCUGGUAUAUUUGAAAGUGUGAAACCAAAGAAGUAGAGUCUUUCAAAGGAACCUUGGAAUGAAUGACAAGAUUGCUCCACUGACUUACACUGGGGAACUGGAGGUGUAUGCUUUGUGCAUUCUAUACCUGAUUUAUAAAUAAAAUAUUGAAUUCUCUGAAAAAAA
This is a messenger RNA of Hemiscyllium ocellatum (epaulette shark), 439 nucleotides long. Its product is annotated as cytochrome c oxidase subunit 6C-like. Bases 74 to 310 code for a protein of 78 amino acids. The transcript has a single exon. Gene Ontology annotation, biological process: mitochondrial electron transport, cytochrome c to oxygen. NCBI's taxonomy places the organism in Eukaryota, Metazoa, Chordata, Chondrichthyes, Orectolobiformes, Hemiscylliidae. The record is from RefSeq and is a predicted model, not a curated record.